CUGGGUCAGUCGACCCGCUGUGUGCCUAUCCCCCACCAGAUGAGUGUGUGCCAGGACGUGGGCUACUCGGAGAUGAGGCUGCCUAACUUGCUGGGGCACAGCAGCCUAGAGGGCGAGGUGGUUCCCCGCUCGGAGGACUGGAGACCCCUGCUGCAGACCGGUUGCCAUCCCCAGGCCCAGGCCUUCCUCUGCUCCCUCAUCGCCCCCGUCUGCCUCGACGCUUUUAUCCAGCCGUGCCGUAGCCUGUGUGUGGCCGUCAGGGACAGCUGUGCCCCAGUACUGGCCUGCCAGGGCCAAGUCUGGCCAGAGGCGCUAGACUGUGACCGCUUCCCUACCCAGGAAGACAUGUGCCUGACACCCCACCCCAAACACAGCAACAGCCACCUCGCCAAAGCAUUGCCUAAGCCUGCAUGCCAAGCAUGUCCUUCCGUGGAGGAGCACCCUUCACUGAAGACAGUUCUGGAUGCUCUGUGCCAGGAUGACUUUGCUGUAACAGCCAAGCUGUCUCGCCGGCGCCUGCCCUCAGGGGAGCCAGAGUUUGAGGUGGAAGGCCGGGUAGAGUUUAUCCGCCAGGGCCCCCUGCUUCCCUACGAUACCCAGCACCUCCUCCAGCAGUGGCUGCUCAUCAACCUGCCCUGUGCCAACGUACUGGUCCGGCCCGGCCGUGUCCAGCUCUACCUGCUGACAGGCGCUGUGCAGUCCGAUGGCACCCUGGCCCUCACCCGCCUCUUCCCCUGGCACAAGAAGAACAACAGCAUCACAAUGGCUGCACGCAAGUGGAAACACCACAGGUGUUGAGUGACUGGAUGAUAGUGAUAUAAUGAAAAAUAUGAUCUCUGUUAAAUCUGUGUUGCUUAGAAUGGCGUCCUGAGUGGAAGGUCAGUUGAGUAUAUGAUGUUUCCUGAAGUUACUGACUUGAUGUCAGAGGUGUUAGAGCUGGACUCUCUCAUUGGCCCUCUGUUGCCCUCUGCUCCUUCACAGUAGCUCAGCUACAGCACACAGUAAUAGAAUGCACUCUAAAAACUAUACAUAGUAAUAGCUAAAUGUAAAUUAUUUCUAAAGAGUAUUAUUUUCUAUUUAGAUAAUGCCGUAUUUAUGUGUUUUGUAUGUUGGAUUUUUCUGUUAAGUGAGUGAAAAUAAUACGAUAAUAAAAAUGUAAAUAUGUAAUCUAUUUCUAUUGAAUUAGUGUUGGUUAUUCUAUAUGAUUCAUACAGCAUGUAGAAUAGCCAGAACCUUACAGCCAAAUAGGUGAAUGAGGAAUGGUGCAGGAGUGCAGGAUGCCCAGACAGUGAAUGGAUAAGGAAAAGUCCAAAAAUAAAAUUGUCUUACAAACAACAAAGUUCCAGCAUAACAUCUGGCAUUCACCACGGUUGUACAAUGUUACAUUUAAUUGGCAUUUCAUAUUUGUAAUAUCUGUAAUUUAUUUGAUAUUGUCUCUG
Messenger RNA from Oncorhynchus keta (chum salmon), 1439 nucleotides. RefSeq names its product secreted frizzled-related protein 5-like. Gene Ontology annotation, biological process: canonical Wnt signaling pathway; negative regulation of canonical Wnt signaling pathway; non-canonical Wnt signaling pathway. The record is from RefSeq and is a predicted model, not a curated record. Lineage: Eukaryota; Metazoa; Chordata; Actinopteri; Salmoniformes; Salmonidae. The transcript has 3 exons. The coding region runs from base 40 to 798 and encodes 252 amino acids. Gene Ontology annotation, molecular function: Wnt-protein binding.